Molecule: messenger RNA, 735 nt
Organism: Purpureocillium lilacinum
Lineage: Eukaryota; Fungi; Ascomycota; Sordariomycetes; Hypocreales; Ophiocordycipitaceae
Source: RefSeq, a predicted model, not a curated record
AUGACCUCGGCUUGCGAAACCUCGUCGGCCCAGGCAACUACGAUGAAUGACCACCGACCUCCAAGCGCAAGAAGUUCCAGAAACGCAGCAUGCGUACCGCGACCCAGAACCCAAGGGCCAGUGAGAUAUCCUCCAUUCGAAGACGUCAACGAUGCAGCCGCCAGGGAAGUCGCCAAGUACCAGAUUGAUGUGUUUGGCCGCAUCCAGCAGUGCUGUGAGCACAUACCUUACAACAGUACGAAAAAGGACUUUUUUGAAAAGACUGGACGAGAAAGCAUCGAAGCAUUUACGUAUGAGUUUUGCAUUCCUGGGCAGCAGCUGAAGUACAAGGUGAUGUGGGACUACAACAUCGGGCUUGUUCGAAUGACGCCAUUCUUCAAGAGUCUGGGAUAUGCCAAGACGAAACCGUCCCAGAUGCUGGACAAGAACCCGGGCCUCAGAGACAUCUCUCCCAGCAUCACGGGGGGCUAUUGGAUGCCGUUCCGUUGCGCCAAAGCAGUCUGCGCCACAUUUUGCUAUGAGAUCGCCGGGGCGCUGAUUCCCCUUUUCGGCCCAGAAUUUCCGAUGGAGUGCAUCCCCGCCACCUACCCCGAGUUUGGAGAGAUGAUCAUCAAUCGGCAGCUGGUGGCAGAGGCCACCAUGGAAGCUGAAGCCUCCAGAAACGCCUAUCGGUCGAAAAGAUUCACGACACAGAAUGUGCCGCUGAUAGGCCUAAUCCCGGUGUACGGGCGGUGA